AUGAAGUUAAAAAAGGGUGUUUUCUUCGAAUAUUUGAAUUUAAACAAGUUUCAUUGCCUUCUCUCACUCACCAACACUAAAAUAAUUCAUGACUAUUUUUGUCUUCUGGAUAUUCACGGGAAAAAAACACUGAAUGACAUUCAGUUCUACCAUUUCAUGAAGCAUGUGACAACAAUGGGGAAGAAAAACAUCAUGCUGACGUUCGACAUGCUGGAUUGGGAUACUGAUGGAGAAAUUGGUUUUGAGGAGUUUUAUAUGAUGGUCUGCAUUCUGCUAAGCAGCCAACACGAUGUGGAAGAGACUUUCAUCUGUCACCAUUUCCUCCCUGUCUUUGAGCUGUUGGAUAUGGACGGUAGCAGAACCAUCAACCUGAAAGAGUUUAAGGCGUCCGGAUUCCUUUUCAACCUCAAGGGUUCUGAUUUCAAAAAGAUCUUGAACCAGUUUGACAUCACUGGGGACGAGGUAGAGAUGUCAUACAACUACCAGUGCUUGCUGCUUAACAGUUAA
Molecule: messenger RNA, 507 nt
Organism: Puntigrus tetrazona (Sumatra barb)
Lineage: Eukaryota; Metazoa; Chordata; Actinopteri; Cypriniformes; Cyprinidae
Product: EF-hand calcium-binding domain-containing protein 9-like
Exons: 3
Coding region: 1-507 (168 amino acids)
Biological process (GO): flagellated sperm motility
Cellular component (GO): sperm principal piece; cytoplasm
Molecular function (GO): calcium ion sensor activity
Source: RefSeq, a predicted model, not a curated record